Oryza sativa Japonica Group (Japanese rice) is the source of this 3084-nucleotide messenger RNA. Lineage: Eukaryota; Viridiplantae; Streptophyta; Magnoliopsida; Poales; Poaceae. The record is from RefSeq and is a predicted model, not a curated record.
UGCGUCGCCAAGAAGGUUGGAAAGACAUUAAUUAGGAAGGGAUUAGUAGUAGCCUCUAGCUGCUUAUAAAAGGCAGGGUAGCAGCAUAAGGUGGCAUGAGCUUAGCUGCUGCGAAGUUACACGGCUACGCACCGUUCUUGCUAACUAUAUACGAUUUCUUAUACACUUAUUUCUUUUGAGGCAUAGCGUGCUGGCUAAGUAUAGGUAGGUAGCUAGCUCUGCCGCUGCUUAUAAAAAGGCAGUGCUGCACGGUGGUGAGCGUACCUAGCUAGAGCAUAGAGAAGCAGGAAAGUUUUGGAGAUCGAUCGAUGGCACAGCAGCAAGCCGGUGCAAGAGGCAGCAAGCUGGAGAUCGUCGCCGCCCGGGGAGGAAGUGGCGGCAGCAGCAGCGCCGGCGAUGCGGAGGCGCCGCCGUUGGACGUCCUGAGGCAGGACUCCCUCUACCGCGACGCGACGCGGCCGGCCCACGGCCACCAUGGACAGGAGAGCUGGAUGAGGACGCUGCGGCUGGGGUUCCAGUGCGUGGGAAUCCUGCACGCCGACCUCGGCACGUCGCCGCUCUACGUGUACCAGAACACAUUCAAGUACGGCAUCAAGCACGAGGACGACAUCAUCGGCGUCCUCUCCCUCAUCAUCUACAGCUUCGUGCUAUUCACCAUGGUCAAGAUCGUCUUCAUCGCCCUCCACGCCAACGACGAUGGCGACGGUGGGACAUUUGCUCUGUACUCGUUGAUCUCGCGGUACGCCAAGGUGUGCCUGAUCCCAAACCAGCAAGCCGAGGAUGAGCUGGUGACGAGGUACAACGACCACGGGAAGCCGCCGGCGACGCUGCGGAGGGCGCAGUGGAUGAAGAGCCAGCUCGAGAAGAAGCCCGCCAAGAUUGCCGUCUUCUUCCUCACCAUCUUCGCCACCGCGCUGGCCAUCAGCGACUGUGUGCUAAACCCUUCAGUCUCUGUACUUUCGGCGGUCAACGGCUUGAAACUUAGAGCACCUCAUCUGACAACAGACGAAGUGGUCUGGAUCACGGUGGGAAUACUGGUGGUGUUUUUCGCAGUGCAACGGUUUGGCACUGACAAGAUUGGCUACACAUUUGCCCCGGUUGUUGUUGUGUGGCUGUUACUCAUCUCAGGGAUUGGCAUCUAUGACUUGGUCAAGUACGAUGUCGGUGUCUUGAGGGCGUUCAACCCCAAAUAUAUCAUCGAUUAUUUCCGACGAAAUAAGAAGGACGGAUGGGUCCAGCUCGGUGAAGUUCUUCUUACAUUUACCGGCACAGAAGCUCUCUUUGCUGAUUUAGGAUACUUCAGCAUCAAAUCAAUUCAGUUAAGCUCUACCUUUGUCUUGCUCCCAUCAGUGUUAUGCACCUACAUUGGGCAAGCAGCAUACCUAAGGAAACACAUGGAUCAGCAGCACAUACAAAACGCUUUCUUCAAUUCCAUUCCAAGACCUCUGUUCUGGCCAAUGUUCGUUCUCGCUAUCAUGACGUCAGUCAUCGGUUGCCAAGCCAUGGUGUCUUGUGCCUUUGCAACCAUGUCACACUUGCAGACACUGAAUUGUUUCCCACGGAUUAAGAUACUGCACACAUCAAGGCGUUAUUCAGGACAGUUGUACAGUCCUGAAGUGAACUUCUUCCUCUGCCUACUUUCCUGUGUAAUCACCUUAAGUUUCAGGACGACAGGUUUCAUUGUCAAAGCACAUGAAAUUUGUGUGGUCCUUGUGAUGGUUAUCACAACUAUCCUGAUGACUAUAGUCAUGCUUCUCGUAUGGAAAGUAAAUAUUUGGUGGAUCGUUCUAUUCUUUGUCGUCUUCAUGUCAACGGAGACCGUCUACCUAUCAGCAGUUCUCUACAAGUUCACAAAAGGACCAUACAUGCCCUUGGCUAUGUCAGCUGUUCUAAUGGUGAUCAUGUUCGUGUGGCACUACGUGCAUGUGAAGCGAUACAAGUUUGAGCUUGAACAUACCGUAUCACCUAAUAAGGUCAGAGAGCUCCUUGAACGGCGUGAUCUAAAGAGGGUUCCUGGUGUGGGGCUCUUCUACACUGAAUUGGUGCAAGGCAUCCCACCGAUAUUCCCUCACCUUAUCGAGAAAAUCCCGACCAUUCACUCGGUGAUCGUGUUCAUCUCUAUGAAGCACUUGCCUAUCCCUCAUGUCGAUGUCUCGGAGCGCUUCCUCUUCCGGCAAGUGGAGCCCAAGGAGUGCAUGGUGUUUCGAUGUGUCGCACGAUAUGGAUAUCGGGAUACUCUAGAGAUGGCUGAUGACUUUGUCACCACUCUUGUCGAGUACCUCCAGUACUAUAUCCGGGACCUAAAUCUAUACAACACGGUUGAGCCACUCAAGAUGAGCUGCCCAAGCAUUAGAAUUGAUAGUUUUUCCUGGGAUAGACGACCCUCAGGGCAUGGCAUUUAUGCCGAGGAGAUGCUUACACCAAUCCAAUCAUUUUCUGAGCUCACAAUGCAUCCUGUUGGUAUGAGCAGCCGAUUAGCGCAAUUCCAAACAACUAAGAUGAGCCUUGAAGAGAUGUUGAAGAUUGAGGAAGACCAAAAGUUGAUCCAACGAGAAGUGGACAAUGGUGUGGUUUACAUACUUGGGGAGAGUGAAGUGGUAGCGAAACCACAUUCCAACUUGCUUAAGAAAGUUGUUGUAAACUACAUAUUCAACUUUCUGAGGAAAAACUCUCGAAAAGGAGAGAAGAUGUUGUCUAUUCCACGCCGCAAGUUGCUCAAGGUUGGAAUCACGUACGAAAUAUAAACAUGCCAACAAUCAGUAAGAUGGUGGCUUAUACACAAGGGGUGUAGAUUUGUCGAGCAAGCAUAUAUCAUGCAUGCAGGGUUUGCUUACUUGCAAAUGUACUUGGAUUUUGUUUGCUUGCGUGACUCUCCAUGAUAGGAAAAAAAAUAAAAGAAUUACAUGCAAGGAGGAAAAUAUGCCAGCAAAAUGAAAACAGUCAUAAUCGAGAAUAUCACAAUGCGAUAUAUGGGUUCCAUAUAUAUAGAAUUUCUUUUUUCAUUUAUGUCCCAACUACAACCGCAAGAUGAGUUGUGUUAUGAGUCACCAAAACAAUUGGACUGUACUAGAUUACAUUUUGUUU